Messenger RNA from Humulus lupulus (European hop), 2619 nucleotides. RefSeq lists its product as uncharacterized. Gene Ontology annotation, molecular function: cysteine-type peptidase activity. The coding region runs from base 337 to 2619 and encodes 760 amino acids. Gene Ontology annotation, biological process: proteolysis. The record is from RefSeq and is a predicted model, not a curated record. NCBI's taxonomy places the organism in Eukaryota, Viridiplantae, Streptophyta, Magnoliopsida, Rosales, Cannabaceae. The transcript is spliced from 11 exons.
UCCCGAAUUCUUCUUCUUCUUUUUCCCCCAAUUUCUUCUGCUGUUGCUCUAUCCUACUAGCUCCAUCUUCUUCCCUCCUCCAUCUGCAUCGUCGUCCCUGUCAACGAAGCGCCGAACGAGACAAAACAUUGUUGUCUCUGCAUCUGAGCAUCUCAUUAUUUUUCUGGGCAUGACAAAGGCGUAACUUUUGGGCAGAUUUGGGGAAGCAAGAACUUCCGGUGUCCGGGAAAAUCUGGGAUCAUGGACCCAUUUGAUGAGCACCUUGAGGAGUACCUAGAGGGUGAUGAUGAGUAAGCUGAUGUUGAUUCCAUCGAUGAGCAGACUGAUGGUGGUUCCAUGGAUGUUGACCACGAGGAGGAGGAUAAGAAUAAAGAGAACACGGAAGAUAAAAAGAAAACACAUAAGCGGACACGAGGCAUAGUGCGAUUAACGAAGAUCAUAGCAGAUAAAAUUAAAGGAAUCAAGCGCCAUUUGAGGUUCAAUAGCAGGGGGCAAUCGAUCGAGACCCCAAACAGAGAGCUUCAAUGUUAUUUAGGAAUGCAAGCCAAAAUUAUGGUGCCAAUUAACAUUGACAAUUGGCGUGAAGUUCCUAAAUCUAUAUUGGACAGCUUAUGGAAGGAUGUCAAUCUAGCUUUCCACCUAGAUGAGAAUAUGCGAAAAAAUAUUAUUGGCUCAGUGGGUAAUAAGUGGAGACAAUUCAAAUGUAAUUUGAACAAGAAGUUUAUAGUCCCUUACCUUAAUGACCCAUCUCUUUUGGAAGCAAACCCUCGUGGUCUCGAUAAACCUCCACCAAGCUAUCAUAUAGAAGAAACACAUUGGAAAGAAUUUGUCAAGAGAAGGACAUCCAAAGAGUUUCAAGAUUUUAGAAAAUUACAACAAGAAAGGCGUAAUCUUUUACAAUACCCUCAUAGGACUUCACGCCAUAGCUAUACUGAAUUGGAAGCUGAUUUACAAGCUAAGUGGGGCACAACAGAGCAAAUAGAUCGAUCUAUACUCUGGAAGGGGGCCAGAAAAGAUUCUUCUGGCAACUAUGUCACCGAGCGUGACAAGGUCAAGGGAGAGGCCAUCAUAAGUUGUAAAAUGUUAAAUGACUUUUGGGAAGAGAUUGAAAAGUUGAAAGAAUCGUUCAUGUCCAAGCUUGAAGAAUUAUCAACCAAGAUGGCACAUAUACAAGCUAACUUUGGUAGUCAUUCUAGCUUUGGUAGCCAUUCUAGAGUCAAUACAAUAGAAGUUGAGGCACCAAUUGACACUGCUCCAGAAGUUAAGGCACCGAUUGACACUACUCCAGAUGUUGAGGCACCAAUUGACACUGCUCCAGAAGUUAAGGCACCGAUUGACACUACUCCAGAUGUUGAGGCACCAAUUGACACUACUCCAGAAGUUGAGGUACUGAUGGACACUACUCCAGUAGUUGAGGCACAUGUUGACACUAGUACUUUGUAUGAGACACCUACACCUUCACCUUCUAUUCAUUCUGAGCCACUGAAGAAAGAUGUUAAGUGCAAAUUAUACGUUGGGCAAGGUGGUGAUGUUGUGGCUCUUGGACGGGUGGUGGCUACCAAAGGCAAUGCACAUGGGAAAAGUUUAGCACCUAGUAACUAUCAUGUGGUUGUUGAUAGAUGUCUAGAUGGGAGUGCAAAACUACCUGUCUCAGUUGGGGAUGAGAUGACUCUUGUGGUUCAUGCGAUCAACAGUUAUGUUGCUUGGCUAUCGCAUCUAAUCAUUACUUAUGAUCAUGAACAUGAACCCAAGAGACUAAAGAGAAAGAGAAUUUCAGCAGCUUGUCUGCCAACACAAGACCUAAAACAUCCUCCACAACAUCUUCCCACUACUCAAGAAGAGGCAGGAUCAAGUAUGGCUAGUAAGUCGCCAAUUAUCUUCAAGGUUCCCACUGGACUUCCCAUGUUUUUUAAGAUACUUCUGGGUUCAGUUAAGUACGUAGAACCAGGAUUCAUGAUUGACAUUCUUAUGGAGAUCAAUAUUAUGGGCGAACAAUAUACCUUAUAUAUCUCACAUGAGGAUAUAGUACACUUUGGACUAAUGGAAGAAAUCGACGCGUCUUGCAUUUCAUUCUAUAUCAGUAUAAUAUAUUCCGAGUUGUGCGAUAGAGAGAUAUCACACUUUUUUGGUUUCAUUGAGCCAUCAUGGUCAUCGAGAAUUGGGACAAAUAUGGAUAAUCGGGCUGAAAUUAUCUCAGAGCGUAUCAAUAACACAGUAAUGGGUCAAACUUGGUUAAUGCCAUACCAUUUCUUGCGUCACUGGAUGUUAGUGAUCAUUGAUCCAGAUGACCAUACAUGUUACUAUCUUGAUCCACUUAGAAAAUCUCCUCCAAAUGAUUUGAAGAACCUUAUGAACAAUGUCUCUUCACACAUUAAGCGAAAGACAGGAAGGAAUGAAAAAAAUUACAAGUGGAAAAUAGUCAAUUGCCCUCGUCAAACAUUGUCAGUAGAGUGCGGCUUUUAUAUCAUAAGGAUGAUGAAUGACUAUUGCUUGAAUGAGACACCAAUGCGAUGGCUAACUAGUAAUUGUGGUGGAAAGAAUACAUAUACACUUGGCGAAAUUAAUGAAACUCGAAAUGAAUGGGCAGCCAAGCUUCUUGAGCGGAUGAGUCAUAGCUAG